Molecule: messenger RNA, 3684 nt
Organism: Callorhinchus milii (elephant shark)
Lineage: Eukaryota; Metazoa; Chordata; Chondrichthyes; Chimaeriformes; Callorhinchidae
Gene: wdr6
Product: WD repeat domain 6
Exons: 6
Coding region: 29-3349 (1106 amino acids)
Biological process (GO): tRNA methylation
Cellular component (GO): cytoplasm
Molecular function (GO): protein binding
Source: RefSeq, a predicted model, not a curated record
UUUGGGUGAACUCUGCACUCACUGUGCAAUGCAGUGUGAAUCAGUGCUGCUGCUCUCUCCCAUCACAGCCCUGCAGUUUGUGGGGGACUGUCUCCUCUCAGGCGAGGGCGCCGAUGUGCACGUGUAUACCUUGAGUCCGGCCAGCGACAGCCACAGGGCAAUUACCCGCAAUGUCCUUCGAAACUACUGUAUUCACGGAAUCAAACCACAGCCGGGCUCCCACACCCAGGCACAUGGCUCCCUGUUGGCCGUUUUUGGAGCGAAAGGGCUCAUAGUCCUGCAGCUCUGCGUACGUGACGAAGGGCCGGAUCUCCGGGAGACGGGUCAACUGCGGGAACUGCACGACUGGAUUUGGGACCUUCAGUGGCUGAAGGGGGAUCACGUGUCCAACGUGUACUUCGGCCUGGCUCUUGGCCACAAUUCUGUGGUUCUUUACGACUACGAGGCCGGGAACGCACUGCGUGAAAUUCACUGCGAUGAGAAAUGUAUUCUGUAUUCCGCCUGCUUUGUGGGUUGUAGCUGGGCUGAGCUGGUGUUGGUGUCUGGAACUGUCUUCAACCAGCUUGUCAUAUGGCGAAUGGAAGGUCCAACAGACCCGGGCGGCAGAGUGAAGACAGCUAAACGAAUCAUUGGGCACAAUGGGGUCAUCUUUAGCAUCAGUUACUUGGAGAGCAAAGGGAUUCUUGCCUCUGCCUCAGACGAUAGAAGCAUUCGGGUCUGGAAUGUCGGUAAUUUACUGCACAACCUGGGAGCUGAGACGUCGGGAGCAGCCUCUGUUCAGUGUCUCCUGAAGCUGUACGGACACCAGUCUAGGGUUUGGUCAGUGAAGCUCCUGGAGGACUAUAUUAUCAGCGUUGGAGAAGACUCGGCUUGCAUUGUAUGGGAUUACAGCGGAGAAAUUGUUAACACUUUUAAGGGCCACAAGGGGAGGAGCGUUCGAGCACUGGCGGUCAACGAGGACCAGGGUUGGGUGGUCACUGGAGGAGCUGAUUCAGGGAUCAGAUUGUGGACCAUUAAAGAGAAAGAAUCAGAAGAUUUGGCCAUAACUCAACUCAAUUUGGGUGACGCCGAGAAGCCAAAGAUGCCCAAAGCGGUGAAGUUGGUUGACCAGACUCGGCUGUUGGUCAUGACCGACGCUGGUGGCAUCUACUGCUAUCACUUGGCCUCCAAAGAGUGGAAGCUUCUCCUGAGAGACCCAAGUUACCAGUCGUACAGCUUGCUGGAGGUCACUGCCCUCCCCAACGGCAGCGGGCUUUGUGCCGCUGGAAAUAUCAAAGGCCACAUUAAGAUAUUCCUGAUUUCCAACCCUGGAGAUGCAGUGGAGAGGAUGGUGUACAGAGGGAAGGUCCACAGCUUGGAUUGGGUCUGGAGAGAAGAGGACAGGCCGGGCAUGUGCAACCUCUUCUCAUCCGGCCCGGACGGAGCGCUGGUUUGGUGGGCGGUGUCCUGGGAGGCUGACCGCGUAACAUCCGUGGUCGCGAGCUGUCGUUACUCCCUCCCUCUGUGCAAGCAGAGGUGGCACACGAGCGCAGCAUUCCUGCCGGAGGGCGACUUCCUGGUCUGUGGAGACCGGCGCGGUUCGGUACUGCUCUACCCGUGCGCCGAGCGGCCGAGUCCGGUAGCAGCCGGAGAGCCGGGUGGAUGGGAUCCGGCGUUGCGGUGGUUCGCGAACGAGGAGGAAACGACCGGCGCCCGAGAGCCGGUGUCGGCGCUGUUCGGGCUCCACGGCAAACUGGGGGUGACGUCCGUCCUGUGCCACCGGGGUUUCGUGUACAGCACCGGCCGGGACGGCUGUUACCGGCAGCUGAGGCUGGAGCACGGGGCGCUGAGAGUCCAACGCAGCCAGAGAGCCGGCGGAGGGAUGGACUGGAUCGAGCGGCUCCUCUUGACCCCCGGGGGAGAGCUGGUGGUCCUGGGUUUCCACGCGACCCGCCUGGUGCUGACCAGUGCCGGGACCGGCGAGACCCUGCGCUCGAUUGCCUGCGGCGGCGGCCACCGGUCGUGGAGCUACGCCUGCUCUGCCCGGGGCGAGACCUUCGCCUACGUCAAGUCGGGCGACGUCUUCCUGUGCCAGGCCACGCUGCGGACCCCCACCUGCCGGCCGGUGGUCAAGGAGAGCCUGCACGGGCGGGAGGUGACGUGCGUGAGGCUGGUGGAGAGGGCGAGGGUCUCGGGAACGGGUCCCGUCAGCGUCUUGGUCGCCAGCAGCGAGGACACCACCCUGAGCGUCUUAGCCUUUCAGGAGACCUCAGGCUCCUUGUCAAAGCUCACCACCAUCGGCGACCACAUCUCGAGCGUGAGGACCGUGGCCGUGGCCAGGGCCGGGCGCGGUUUAAACCGCGCCGACGGGGAAGGGUCCGGGGCGCGGGCGGUGCUGUUCUCUGCCGGUGGUCGGGCCGAGCUGCACUGCUGCCAACUGCUGAUCGGACGUGACGCGGUUCGAGCCGGGGUGAGCUGCGAGGUGGCGCACUUGGCCUCUCACAGGCUGGGCGAGGAGUGGGAACGUCUGAAGAACCGGCACAGGAGGAAAAAGACGGAUCCCGAGACAAGAUACAUGUCCAUUGCCGUGGUGGAUGAUGGGAUAGAUCAGGGUGGUCCUCCCAUGUACUUCCUGGCUGCUGCCUGUAGUGAUGGUGGAGUGAGACUUUUCAUGAUGGAUGAAGGUCAGAAGAAGAUCCUGCUUCUGGCCGAGUCAUUCUACCACCAGAGAUGUGUCCUGAAGGUGGAGACCUUUAAACACCAGCCAACCACUGGGCAGAGCGGGAGUGUGUUCCUGUGCAGCGCAGCUACUGACGGGAGGAUUGUGUUUUGGGAUUUGACGCACACCAUUGAGCGAGCGAGAAGAGAACAAAGUAUUUGCGAUAAAGUGCACCAGCCCUGGGAGCUGGGAGCUCCCUGCUUUGCCCUAAAGAGCCACCAAUGCGGAAUCAACAGCCUCCAGGUCCGCGCUGUGGGGGGUGAACGCUACCUGGUGGCCAGCGGGGGAGACGACAACGCCCUUCACGUCAGCGUGAUCUCCGUGGGGACGCCGUCCCGGUGCCCGGAGCCUGGCCAGCGAGACCAGGCGUCCGUGCGGCUGAUCCGGCAGCUGCGUGUGGCCGACGCUCACUCCGCACACGUGACGGGGGUGAGGAUCCUGAGCUCCGAGAUCCUGGCCUCCGUCUCCGUAGACCAGAGACUCACUCACUGGCGCCUCAGCGAGGCUGGCGUGGGCUUCCUGCAGAGCAAACACUGCCACGUGCCUGACGCAACCGACCUGGACAGCUGGGAGGCAGAGGGAAGAGGGAGCCGGUACUUUGCCAUUUGUGGGCAGGGGCUGCAGAUCUUCCACAGUCACCACAUCGAAUGAAUUCUAGUGACCGGUGCCUGGCCAGAGGCGCGGGGUGGGGGGGGGGGGGGUGCAACGCUGCUUUGUCAGAGGCGACGUCCUUCGGAAGAGUCGUCAAACUGAGAUCCCCGUCUGUGCCUGUUCGAGGCAGACAUUAAAGAUCCUGUUGGAAAAGAGGAGGGAGUCUCUCUCUCUCCCCGUGGCCUCACCAACGGGACUCCGGUAAAAUCGGUCAUUCACAUCUCGGCUGUAUUUUGGGGACGUUGCUGUGUUGCAAAUUGGCAGAUUGCCUCCAAAGUCACUCCGCUUGACAGUAAAUCCAGCGAAGCACCUUGAGACGUCCACCUGACGUGAAA